AUGGCUUCUCUCAAGAGAAAACGUACUGCGUUGGAUAUUGACAAAAAAUCUCAAAUAAUCAAAUAUGCUGAGUCUCAUCCAACGGCUACGCAACAAAGUAUUUCCAAUCAUUUUUCCACCAUAUGGGAUAUUACCGUGAAACGACGAACUGUCGGUGAUAUUUUGAACGAUAAAGCCAAAAUAUUGAAUUCUGAAAGUGAUUUAGGAUCGCCAGCUCGUAAGCGUCAUCGUUCUGCUCAUCAUGUUGAUUUGGAAUCGGCACUGUAUGUGUGGUUUGCUAACGCCCGAGCACAAAACAUUCCAAUAUCGGACGAUAUUUUAAAAACAAAAGCACAGAAAUUUGGAGAUGAACUUGGAAUUCAAACUUUCCAUUAUUCUAACGGCUGGCUUAACCGGUUCAAAACACGACAUAAAAUUUCAUCUCAGGUUAUUUCAGGAGAAAGUGCCGGUAUCCCAACUGCCCUCAUUGAUGAAGGCAGGAAAAAAGCUGCAGAUGUUAUAAAAAAUUACGACCCAAGGAUGUGUUUAAUAUUGACGAAACGGGUCUAUUUUACGGAUUACUUCCAGACAGAUAACUAA
Pecten maximus is the source of this 579-nucleotide messenger RNA. RefSeq names its product tigger transposable element-derived protein 4-like. Gene Ontology annotation, molecular function: DNA binding. The transcript has a single exon. Lineage: Eukaryota; Metazoa; Mollusca; Bivalvia; Pectinida; Pectinidae. The record is from RefSeq and is a predicted model, not a curated record. Gene Ontology annotation, cellular component: nucleus. The coding region runs from base 1 to 579 and encodes 192 amino acids.